AUGUUUUUGAAAAAAGUCUCCGAACCUCGACCACCACAUGAGUCAGUUUCAAAAAAAGCAAGAACUGAGACUGAAGUAGGCAUGGAAUCAAAUUUUCGUUCACCUUUAAUUAAAGAUAAAAGAAAAAUUGAUAAUAAAGUGGUAAAUGACAGGAUGGUAAAGUUUUUGGACUCCAGAAUAAACCCAGAAAAGGAAAACCAUCAUCUGUCUUUCUUCAAAGGCAUUAUACCAAUCUUGAACACUUUAACUAUCGAAGAGACUUUAGAAUUUCAAGCUAGCGUCAUGACAAUGUUGCAAAAAAUUAAAAGUAGGAACUAUGAGAGACCAAAUUACGGACAUUGGCGUGGUUCAUAUAAUCAGAUGACCGGACCAGAUCAGUAUUCUGGAUACUACACACAUAAUAGCGUCAAUCAACAGGCAACAACAUCUAUACCAUCAACUUCAUCUCAGACAUCGAAUCCGAUUCCAGCUUCGCCAUCAGCAUCUAGUAAUCAUUCCAUACAUUCCCAAGACUCAAAUUACUUUGAUUUUGAAGGGAUUUAA
Messenger RNA from Parnassius apollo (apollo), 543 nucleotides. NCBI's taxonomy places the organism in Eukaryota, Metazoa, Arthropoda, Insecta, Lepidoptera, Papilionidae. The record is from the annotation of a GenBank genome assembly.